UGAUAACUAACUACCCAAUGCCGGAAAAAAUAGUAAAUUUUAUCUUACAGACCGAUACAGCAUGCCUAUUUGCUCACAAGGUAGGAACCUUACAGUCCGGCCCUCCACAGGUAAUAAAUAGUUCAAUCACACAAGACGUAUUAUGUAAGGUGCCACAGCAGAGAGAUCGAGCCAUUUCUCACGCUUAUUGACGACCGACGGACAUUCCUACACACAAACACACUUGCUUCAGUCUGUUACUAUUGUUUUAAUUAUACCAUUGUCCUAAUUGUUUCUGUUGCAAUUAUUUUAAAACUUUCCGAGGGAGAAUAGACUUGAGUUUUUGUAAACCUAAUGGAAGAUAGCUUUAUAAAUACUGUGGUAAAGUUGCACAAAACUAAAAACUGGAGAGAUAUAAUACAAAAUUAUCAUGAUCAUCCGGAGAGGAAUAAACUGUUGUGGGUGUAUCCUAGUGAAGAUAAUUUGGAUUUCUUGAAGAAGUCGUUGUUAGAUUUGAAUUGUGAUAAUAUUUUGAGCAUCGGCUGCGGAAGCGGGCUGCUUGAGUGGAUCAUUGGAGAAGCCACCGGUUUCCCAAUAAAAGGCAUCGAAGUAGACGGCGUUUGGUGGCAGUGCAAGUACGCCCCGCCCACUUUUAUACCCCUUCUCUUCACUUCCCCCGAGUUAGACAAGGACACCAUUAGUAUCCUUCAAAAUGGCGGCACCACAGCUUUACUAUUCUGCUACUUCAACAACAGACCUGCGUUUGAGAAUUAUUUAAGUGUUUUUAGUGGAAAUGUUAUAGUAAUUAUUGGGCCAGGGGAAGGCACCGGCGUUCAUACUGACCCGUUGCCCUUUGAUGAUGUUAGCGAUGACUGGGCUUUAUACAAAUGGCAGGAAGUUCGAAGCAGUAAGGACUUUAUAUGUAUUUACAUAAGGUCUAAUAACGUAAGAAAUUAAAUGUGAUUAAAUUAAUGGUAUCUAGAUGUUAUUGUUACCUAAUAGAAACUAUGAGAUUUUGAUUAAAUAUUUAUAUAUUUCUAACA
This is a messenger RNA of Plutella xylostella (diamondback moth), 1022 nucleotides long. RefSeq lists its product as uncharacterized. The record is from RefSeq and is a predicted model, not a curated record. Lineage: Eukaryota; Metazoa; Arthropoda; Insecta; Lepidoptera; Plutellidae.